Molecule: messenger RNA, 911 nt
Organism: Stylophora pistillata
Lineage: Eukaryota; Metazoa; Cnidaria; Anthozoa; Scleractinia; Pocilloporidae
Source: RefSeq, a predicted model, not a curated record
AAGGCUUAUGGCGAAACAUUUAAUGCCUCCAUCGAGACAAAUGUUUUAACAUAGCAGAAAAACUUCGCAGAAGGACAAUGAAAAGCAAUGUUCGCAACAAGCCAAACAGGACACCAUGGAGAUCAUCAAAAGGUACAUACUGGAGAAAAGCCUUUUAAGUGUAAGGUCUGUGACAAGUGCUUCGGCCAAGCGCAAAAUCUUCGCCGUCACAACAGGGUACAUACUGGAGAAAAGCCUUUUAAGUGUAAGGUUUGUGACAAGUCCUUUGGCCGACCUGACACUCUUUGCCUUCACAACAGGGUACAUACUGGAGAAAAGCCUUUUAAGUGCACGGUCUGUGACAAGUGCUUUGGCCUAGCGGGAAAUCUUCGCCGUCACAUCAGGGUACAUACAGGAGAAAAGCCUUUUAAGUGCAAGGUCUGUGACAAGUGCUAUAGCAAAGCGAAAGAUCUUCGCCGUCACAACAUGGUACAUACUGGAGAAAAGCCUUUUAAGUGUACGGUUUAUGACCAGUCGUUUGGCCGAGCUGAGAGCCUUCUUUAUAACAAAGUACAUUUGGGUGAAAAGUUUAGCUGCUGGAUUUGUCAGAAGUUAUUUCGUACUGAGGACGCCCUGCAAAAGCAUUACGAUGAUCACAUGGAAAAAGCAGUUCGUAGAAUCAUCUAGCUUAAGCAGAGAAUUCCGGUUUAGAGACAAUUCCCAAUCUAAAUAGCUGUACCUGAACUGUUGUGUUUAACCUCUUAAAAUUACGUUUUCAAACAUUAGCUCUACACCUUGGCGAACUUGGCUACUUGCAGUAUGCUCAAUCAUUUUUACCUGCUCCUGUGUCAAUUACAGCACUCUUUGUUUUACAAGUCUGAAUGAAGCUUACUCGAGAAAGUGGAAAUUGUAAUCAAAUGAAUGCGUUGUAA